AUGCAAUAUAGAGUUUAAUUGUAGUAGAUUAAUUAGAAUACAAAUGUUAUUCCAAUCUCGAUUAUGCAAUCCCUUAAAGGUUUAAGUAAGUAUUUCAAAAAGGAAAAAUGUACUUAAAUUUAGAGAUCUUGUACAUCAUUAUCUCCAAAACAGAAUAUUACUCGAAAGAAUUCAAAUUAAGUUGAGAAUCAGCUCUUAAAUUUUGUAAAUAGUAAUGAGAAUAGAUCAGUUCCAAAUUUGUUUGAAAAUGUACAAAAAAAGAAUGUAAAUGCACCUAUUAAUCAAAAAGUAUCAAAAGGUAGAAGUUCAUCAAUAAUUAUGAAUAAUUUGAAUUAGGAAGAUUGGAAAUUGAAAUAUAUGUAAUUGAAGGAAACAUUAAAUCAGAGAAUAGUAUCACUCGAAUAAGAAUUAUAUAGGAUUUAUCAUAUUGAAAAUAAUGCUACUAAUAUUAUUGAUUAAUUAAAUGAUUAAAUAAAUCAAUAGAAUUUAUAAUUAGAAGCUUAUAGAAAUAGAGUAAGAGAAAUAGAAAUAGAUUUAGAAAAUAAGAAUCAAUAAAUAAAAAAAUUAAUAAUUGAUAACAAUUAAUUCUAGAUAAUAAUCAAUGAGAAAAAUAAUUAAAUAGAUUUAUGGAGAUAAGAUUUAAGAACUCCAAAACAACCUUUUCUAACUACUGCAAUGAAAUAAAUUUAAUAAAUCUUUGAAUAAUUGGAAGUAUUAUAUUUUUUAUAAGUAUUUAGAAUUCGUAAACAAAUUAUAAAAUUCAUUCACCAUUAAGUUAAAAUUUAUCAAUAUCUUCCUCGUCUAUGGUUGAAAUGAUAAAUGAAAUGAAAGAGUCCUCCUGA
Molecule: messenger RNA, 842 nt
Organism: Paramecium primaurelia
Lineage: Eukaryota; Ciliophora; Oligohymenophorea; Peniculida; Parameciidae
Source: the annotation of a GenBank genome assembly